Molecule: messenger RNA, 470 nt
Organism: Neopelma chrysocephalum (saffron-crested tyrant-manakin)
Lineage: Eukaryota; Metazoa; Chordata; Aves; Passeriformes; Pipridae
Product: D site-binding protein-like
Exons: 2
Biological process (GO): regulation of transcription by RNA polymerase II
Cellular component (GO): nucleus
Molecular function (GO): DNA-binding transcription factor activity, RNA polymerase II-specific; RNA polymerase II cis-regulatory region sequence-specific DNA binding
Source: RefSeq, a predicted model, not a curated record
CCCCCGGCCCCCCCCGGGCCCCUCCCCCCUCGUCGCCCCCCCAACCCCCCCCCCCGCUGCUGGAGGCGGAGCUCGAGGGGGGUCCUGGGGGUGGGGGGGGGCCCGGGGGGGGCCCCUUCGACCCGCGGCGGCUCCGAUUCUCCCAGGACGAGCUGAGACCCCAACCCAUCGCCAGGAAGGCCAGGAAGGUUCAUGUGCCCGAGGAGCAGAAGGACGAGAAGUACUGGAGCCGCCGCUCCCGCAACAACGCGGCGGCCAAGCGCUCCCGCGACGCUCGGCGGCUGAAGGAGAACCAGAUCUCGGUGCGGGCGGCUUUCCUGGAGCGCGAGAACGCGGCGCUGCGGCUCGAGGUGGCGGCGGCGCGACGGGAGCUCCAGAGGUUCCGAGCCAUCCUCGCCCGAUACGAGGCCCGGCACGGGCAGCUCUAGGGAUGGGGAAGGGGGGGAAAAAACGGGAUGGCCCCGGACGCU